Molecule: messenger RNA, 321 nt
Organism: Staurois parvus
Lineage: Eukaryota; Metazoa; Chordata; Amphibia; Anura; Ranidae
Source: the annotation of a GenBank genome assembly
UUAUAGCGGGACUGUGGUGGGCAUUUUGACACUUGGGGGAACUGACUUGAUGUUACUGACAUCCACAGUGACACCAAUACAGUGAUCAGUGCUAAUAAAAAGCACUGACACUGUACUAAUGGCACUGGGCAGGAAGAUGUUAACAUGUGGGGCGAUCAAAGGGUUAACUGCGUGCUGUUUUACUGUGUGUGUGCUUUCAACUGUAAGCACACUGCUUUGUACGGCUCUGCUAUGCAGAGCCAUGCAAAGCAGUGUGUAGGAGCUGACGGGAGAGAACUGUAUUGCUUGCAUACAUGCACUCCCUACCCAGAAAUGCAAAAU